AACUUGCUUACAAACGGAGGUAAGUUAGCGGUAGAGGCUAACCAGAGUAGCUACCAUCAGUUGCUAGUUAGCUAGCGAAGCUUCGUGCGAUCAGAGUGAACUGUAAGCCUGUGCCAGCGGCUCUGCGGGAGUUUCCUGUCCCACCGCAGGAAUGCCGGGAGGAGACUACGGGGAGCUCGGGGGCAGCCUGCCCGCCAUCGCCUCCUUGAACGCUUCCUACUCCACAUCGCUGUCCCUCCCUUCGCCGUACCUGCUGGUGCCACCCGCGGAGCGCAAGGUCAUCUCCGACGUCCGCCGCACCUUCUGUCUCUUCGUGACGUUCGACCUGCUCUUCAUCUCCCUGCUGUGGAUCAUCGAGCUGAACAUCUCGAGCUCAAUCAAGGACAGCUUAGAAAAUGAGGUCGUCCAUUAUGACUACAGGUCUUCCUUCUUUGACAUCUUUCUCCUUGCGGUGUUUCGUUUCCUGUGUCUGCAAGUGGGUUACGCUGCUUUUCGGUUGAAGCAUUGGUGGGUUAUUGCGGUGACCACCCUAGUGACCAGCGUCUUCCUCGUGGUUAAGGUCAUCAUAUCUAAUCUCCUGUCCCAGAAUGCCUUUGGCUACGUGCUGCCCAUCACCUCGUUUGUGGUGGCCUGGCUGGAGACCUGGUUCCUCGACUUCAAGGUGCUCACGCAGGAGGCCGACGACGAGAGAGCCUACCUUGCAGCGGUGAACGCAGCCUGCGAGCGAGCCCCCAUGAUCUACCCCCGCGCUGUUUCGGACGGGCAGUUCUACUCUCCACCCGAGUCCAUGGCAGGCUCUGAAGAGGAUCUGGAUGAGGAGGGUCUUGGACGCAGAGCUGUCACCGCACAGGAGAAGGAGUACGUCAGACAGGGUCGUGAGGCCAUGUCUGUGGUGGAGCAGAUCCUCUCCCAGGAGGACAACUGGAAAUUUGAAAAAAACAACGACAUGGGAGACUCUGUCUACACUCUGGAGAUUCCCUUCCACGGAAAGACUUUCAUUCUCAAGGCCUUGAUGCAGUGUCCGGCUGAGCUCGUGUAUCAGGAAGUGAUUCUGCAACCAGAGAAGAUGGUCCAGUGGAACAGAACUGUUUCCGCCUGCCUGAUCCUGCAGAGGGUUGACGACAACACUCUGGUGUCAUAUGAUGUCUCCUCUGGAGCAGCAGGGGGAGUUGUGUCCGCGAGGGACUUUGUUAAUGUUCGCCGGGUGGAACGCAAACGAGACUGCUACCUGUCUGCUGGCAUGGCAACCGACCACGAAGCCAAACCUCCGAGCGGUCGCUACGUCAGGGGAGAGAACGGUCCAGGAGGAUUUGUGGUCCUCAAAUCCAGCAGUAAUCCAUCCGUCUGCACCUUCAUCUGGGUCCUCAACACAGACUUGAAGGGCCGACUGCCCCGCUACCUCAUCCACCAGAGUCUGGCCGCCACCAUGUUUGAAUUCAUGUCCCACUUACGGCAGCGGAUCGCCGAGCUGCGGCCGUCUCUCCGCUCCCACCACCACUCUUAAAACAGGACACACGUCGAACUGCACCACAGCUGGUCCAGAUGUGUCGCCACUGUUUUCCCUGAGCGAACCCCAAACAUGGGCGUAGAAGAACCCUUGUGAUGCGUCGAAGCUGAAGGGAACUGAGAAGACUGCACUUCUAAGCAUGGGAGAUGUGACCCGUGACCACAUAUUCGCCACAUUUCGGUGACAGGAGAAAGACGGUUAUCAAAGACGAUCUUCCUGCUCCUCCUUAAACUUUAAUGUUGUUUUUGAAGCGUGAUCACAUGCAUAUUUUCACGUGGACCUGUAAUUGUUUUGCUGUGUCCUUCACUGUGCAAUGAGACCUGUGUUUCCUGAACCGGCCGAGCCAUCACGUGGCAGGCUGGACAUUACUGAAACAAGAAAACCUGGCUGAGGACGUACGUGAUUCUCACUGUGUGGGCAUCUGUCUCUUGUUACACAUGAACUAAUGCAACGGCAAGAAGCAGCUGUGUCUCUGAGCCUUAUCUGACUGCACACAUGGUGAGCCUUUCUUUUGCUGCUUUAGUUUUUGGGUUUUUUGGUUUUUUGUACGUUUUCACUGCACCAUCUUAAAUGAAAGUUUCUCUGGUGCAUACGCCCUUAAACAAAUCCACACCAUAUUCAACAGUUAAUUUGAAUGGGUUAAAGCUAUUUCCUUUACUACACUGUGUGAUGGGUGGGGAAAGCCGUCACUCGCUGUCCAAUCGCCACUAGAGGGAGACCCCACUGAUCCACACAGUGAGAGCCUCUUGGUCGUACAUCAUCCUCUAUCCCAGGGUGCAAACAUCUAUCAGAUGCAUUUAAUCUACUGUCUGUGGUAGUUUUUAAUACUUUUUUUGGUUUUGCACUUGGGGAUCAGCCAGGAGGUCAAACCAGGAGUCUCAUCAGGAGGCUGUUGGUCUGUUGCAAAUGCAGAUAAUGUUCAUCAACUAGGAUGCUGUAUUUACCUCCUAAUGUUAUCUUUUGUGCCAAUAACCUCAAGUGGCCUUGUGGUAAAAUAGCUGAACUCAUUAUUUGUCAUCAAAAGUUAUUACUGUACGGAUCUGAUUUCCACUGACUGGCUCCAGGAUGUGGCACUGAUUGAGGUUUUUCUAUCAUUUCUUGCAUCAUGGAGCAUUACGUUUGUUUUUAAUUGUAUAGGAAUGAUGCUUCUAUCUUGUCAUAGUUUUGUUCUCAAAGACUGAACCUCAGUGGUAAGAUGCACUUCAGAAAGUCGUGAUUUGUCGUUGCAUACGCAGUGAGGACCGGGAAAAGGCGGCGGUGCCACUGCUUCUCUCUUUGUGCUUUUCAGGCGUGAGAAAUGAGGCAUGAAACAACGUUUGAAGGAGCGUAUUUAUGGGCGCAGCUGUGAUGUGGUCAUUUACCACAUUGCACUCACAACAUGGCCACAUGGCCUUGAGGCAUUUUACUUAAACGCCUGUGUGUUUGGAUGCCACAGUCACAGUCUCAUGAAGCCUAGAACACGUUAUCAAGAUUUAACUGGAUCGUUUGAUCGAUUUUAGCUACAUACUGUACAGAGGGGAAUGUCAAAUGUAAUUAAUGAUAUCAACAAUUCGGUGCCUUUAUCGCUGUAACAUUACACAUCAGCCUUUUGUUUUGCUUUGCACUUAUUUUAUGCUGUUUAUCGAUGCUUAAUACCUUCAACAGAGUUAUGCUGUAUGCAUAUGCAGCCUGCCUGAGGACUUCUCUUUUCUUUAAUAACAGUUUUUGAAUGUAUGUCUAUGGAUCAUUCAUCAAGCAUGUUAAUUUAAAGCCAUCACACUGACCAACAGUUUCUGAGUCUUAACCAGUGUCUUAUGUCUAAUAAAACAUAUG
Chelmon rostratus (copperband butterflyfish) is the source of this 3319-nucleotide messenger RNA. RefSeq names its product StAR-related lipid transfer (START) domain containing 3 (gene stard3). The coding region runs from base 152 to 1504 and encodes 450 amino acids. The transcript is spliced from 15 exons. Gene Ontology annotation, cellular component: late endosome. NCBI's taxonomy places the organism in Eukaryota, Metazoa, Chordata, Actinopteri, Chaetodontiformes, Chaetodontidae. Gene Ontology annotation, molecular function: cholesterol transfer activity; cholesterol binding. The record is from RefSeq and is a predicted model, not a curated record.